CCGAUCGGGAGCACCCUUUCCAGCGUGAAGUUCGAGUCCCCUCCCGAAGGGCGUCUGGAAGAGUCGAGGUUGUCGGUGCUAUCAAGACUCUGAUUGCCUCGUCUGGCCGCCGUCUGGGAUUGUGGGCAAACGGUGCCAUUUUGGCGGCUGGAGGCAGCCAAAGACGCGCCACUUACCGAGCCCUCGUGUCGGCGGUCGAGCGGGUUCGGGUAGAACCGGGCCAUCGUCCUCGUCGCGCCCGGCCCUCCGUCGACCAGCGUGUCCCGGCCCGACGGUGUCGAGGCCGGAUGGGCGGAAAAGUCGCUCCGGAGGCCGUGGGCCGACACGAAAGCCGGCCUCACGUGCUCGUCGGCCCAGGCCCGAGUCCCGCCGAUGGAGUCGCCGGCGGCACCGGUGCUCGCCUCCGCCUCGGCCUCGGCCUCGGUCUCGGUCUCGACGGCUCGUCGCCCGGAGAGACUGGAGGCGCUCGAGCUGAGUGCGCGCAGACGCAGCAACGAGUGGCCGGUCAACGAGGAGCUGCGCGACAGGCCGGAUCCGGUUCCCGUCGAGCCGAGGGUGCGUCCGCUGCUGCCGGCCACGCCGCCUCGUCGACGCAUCAGACUCGAGAGACGGUUGCGUCGCUGGCCAAAGUCGGCCUCGGUCCAACCGGCCUUGAGGGGAAGGGAGGAGGCAAAUGGCAGCGAGUUGGAUACAGACACAGACUCGGGACAACAGGUUGGCACACAAUCACGGUGAAAAGGUGCUGA
Protopolystoma xenopodis is the source of this 746-nucleotide messenger RNA. The record is from the annotation of a GenBank genome assembly. NCBI's taxonomy places the organism in Eukaryota, Metazoa, Platyhelminthes, Monogenea, Polystomatidea, Polystomatidae.